Messenger RNA from Drosophila yakuba, 1850 nucleotides. It is a transcript of the gene Rpn5, whose product is annotated as 26S proteasome non-ATPase regulatory subunit 12. The transcript has 4 exons. The record is from RefSeq and is a predicted model, not a curated record. The coding region runs from base 219 to 1727 and encodes 502 amino acids. NCBI's taxonomy places the organism in Eukaryota, Metazoa, Arthropoda, Insecta, Diptera, Drosophilidae. Gene Ontology annotation, cellular component: nuclear proteasome complex; proteasome regulatory particle, lid subcomplex; cytoplasm.
CUACAAAAUCCCGCAGCCAACUUAACACAGCAUUUGUAAGCAAAAAUUUGUGCGGAGAUUAUUAUUAGGAAAAAGCCGCUUUUGCAUCCAUCUACUUUAAGAAAGGAGCAGGCAAAUCCACCAGGUUGAAUACAAGACGGCGUAUAUCAUUUCCCAUAGUUAAAAACAGUUAAAGGUGAUACUGCAGCAGGACAAAGGCGAGGACUUGGUAGAACACAAUGGACACCUAUUUGUUUGAUGGCGGCCGCAUCACCAAGAUGGAGGUGGACUACGAGCCGGCGUGCAACGAGAAAAUCCCCCUGGCCAAGGAGCUGGCCAAGAAAAACCCCGACGCAUUUCACGAAGCUAUCGAAAUGAUGCUACAACUGGAGAAGCAGACGCGUAUCGGCGCCGACAUGGUUUCCUGCUCACGAGUUCUAGUGGCCAUCUGCCAGAUCUGCUUUGACGCGUCCAACUGGAACGCCCUUAACGAGUACGUUUCCCUGUUGGUACGCCGUCGCUCCCAGCUAAAGCAGGCCGUGGUCAAGAUGAUCCAAGAGUGCGUCACAUACGUAGACAAGACGCCCGACAAAGAGACUAAGCUAAAGCUGAUCGACACACUGCGCUCGGUUACCGAGGGCAAGAUUUACGUUGAGAUUGAGCGAGCCCGUCUAACUAAGAUUCUGGCCGACAUUAAAGAGGCCGAUGGCGAUGUCGCCGGAGCUGCCACCGUCAUGGAGGAGCUACAAGUAGAGACAUAUGGCUCGAUGGAUAAACGCGAGAAGGUGGAGCUCAUCCUGGAGCAGAUGCGCCUUUGCCUGCUGAAGGAGGACUACGUAUCCACGCAGAUCAUUGCCAAGAAGAUCAGCAUAAAGUUCUUCGACGAUCCGGCUCAGCAUGACCUCAAGCUAAAGUUCUACUAUCUAAUGAUUCAGUUAAACAGAGACACCUCCUUCCUGAAUACUUCGCGCCACUAUCAGGCUAUAGCCGAACCUCCGCGCAAAAAGACUGGCCUUACACCAGUGGACUCUGCCGCGUCCACGGAUGAGCAAAAAAAAAAGGACGAGGACAAGAAGAAGAAGGACGAAGAUGAUAAGGAUAAGAAGCCAGAGGUUGCUCCAGAGCCUGAGGUCGAAACUGAGCUAACCGAUGAGCAGAAGAAGGAGCUGACAGAAAAGCUAGUUUGUGCUGUGCUAUAUUGCGUUUUGGCUCCCUUCGACAACGAACAGAGCGACAUGAUGGCCCACCUCUCGAAGAACAAGAAGCUGGAAGAAGUGCCAGCCUACAAGGAAAUUCUGCGCUUGUUCAUGUCAAAGGAGCUAAUCAACUUCGAGACAUUUAAUGCAGACUUUGGGCUCGUGCUGGCUGAAAAUGAGAUGUUUAAGGAAAGCACAAAACACGGCAAGAAGUGUAUCACCGAGCUCAAAGAUCGUCUGAUAGAGCAUAACAUUCGCAUCAUUGCCAUGUAUUACUCCCGACUGCAUUUGGCGCGCAUGAGUGAACUCCUGAACCUGCCCACGAGCCGCUGCGAGGAGUAUCUUUCUAAGCUGGCGAACACCGAUACCAUCCGCGUAAAGAUCGACCGUCCCGCCGGCAUAAUUUACUUUACCCAAAAGAAGACCGCAUCCGACAUCCUGAACAACUGGGCCACCGAUGUGAACCAACUGAUGUCCCUGGUCAACAAGACCUGCCACUUGAUUAACAAGGAAGAGUGCGUCUACUCCGUUAUGUGCGCUGUCGAGGAUUAGUCCUGUACCAUAGGUGCUUAGAAUAGUGUUUUCCCUUUAAAACGCCUACUCUCACGCAACUGUAAUUGUAUUAACCACUGAACUACAAUUAUUAAAUGAAUCCCCAUUUAAAAGUCCAUGCAA